ACAUCCACGAGUGGCUGUGAUGCACAGAGGGGAUACGAGCAGCUCCCGCACAGUCCGGAUAGGAGACACGGUACCGGGAGGUUGUCAAUAUUCCACCGAUCGCAACGGAAAGCGCGUUUGCUGGCGGGAGUUUACCGCUGAGGCGUCGGAUGGAUGAUGAGGAGGAGGACAUGUCACAGCCCAUCUCGCAGCUCUGGGGAUCGUCCUUCCGGGACGUCAAAUACGAAGACCGAGCCACGCCUCUUUCAGCCGGACAGGCCCUGGCUGCCGUCACCGCCGCCGUGCCCACGUCGCGGGGUCACAACAACAACAGCAUCGGCAUCAACACGCUGCCCUGCAGCUUGCACUGGCAGCCGCGCAUACCCUUUCACGGCAGCGCUGGAUUACGUUCACAUUUCCCCGCUCACUUUGAGCCAAUGGAGGACCGGGGAGAGAGACAGCAUGAAGAGGAGGAGGAGCAGGAGAUGGAGGAGGAGGGCAGAGGGGAGGAGGAUGAGAGGAUGGCAGAGAGGGCGGAGGAGCAGGCGGGGUUGAGCGUGGAGGCGCAGAUCGGACGCAAACUUCGGGAGAUCGGAGACCAGUUCCAGCAGGAUCACGUUGAACUGUUCAUGAGGCACCAGAGACAGAACCUGCCCGUCUGGAUGCGGUUCACCGUGGCCCUGUUCGGCUUCCUGUUUCCCAGAGAGCCUCCGGUGCCCCGGCUGAGGGUGGAGCAGAGAUGAGGGGACUUCCUGCUCCGCCCCUCGCCUCGGCCCUUGCUUUCCAAAAAAACAAGGGACCAGACUUUUUAGAGAUGGCACUGUAAGAUGGAACACGGGUUUGGAUUUUGUUUUCUAAUUGAAUAUGAAGACGACAUGAAGACAAAUCGGUCACCGCUGGACGGAGACUGAAGACGAAUUUCUUUUCCUUUUUUCCUUUUUUCGGGGGGGUUGUUUUCUUGUUUUUUCCCGCCUCUCCAAGAAGAAGCCAUUGUGUUUGAAGAGAUAUUUUCGAAAUAUUUGUAAGAUUACCUAUUUUGUACAGUAAACUCCUCUUUUUAUUUGGUAAUUCAAGUCUUGAAGAACCUUCAUCAGUCCAGGGAAUGCCUUAUUCUCUCCUGCCACAGUACAUUUACGCUUUUUGCAUCCAGGACAUCACCUGAUGUGAUCCAUCUUAAAGAUUUGGCCACUUGUUUUUUAUUUUUUGGCGAUACACUGUGGACGUGGACAUUUCUGUGCUGAUGUCACUGACUUUUAACCUUGAGGACUCGGGGCACAUUUUUUUUUAUUUAUUCUCAGAAAAACAAUAAGCCCUCUGCUUAUCCUUUACUGUUCCGCACUGGCUAAUUUGAAAACAUGGUUGUGAUGACAUUGUUGCAGAUUUACACACUUUUGUUGCACUGUUGGUGUUUUAUCAGCUUCCACUGUAGACGUAGGGAAGUUUUAUCAACCUGGCGUCCUCCAUCAGCCUCCGACCACUCGUGUUAGUAGAAGUGGUGUCACGACCCACUGCGUAGAUUUGGAUUUUGUGGAUUUAACCCAUUAAGACCAAAGGACGGCGAUUAAGAACAUGCUCUAAAACUUUGGCGGAUUUUUCAAAAACUUUUCUUUCCAGCCUCUGAAGCAGAUACAUGAAAUAAAAAGCAUUUGACAGUGGCUUUCAUUGUAUAUCAUUUGCCGUUUCCUUGAAAUUCUACACUUUAAAAUCUAUCUAAUCUAUUUCGCAGCAGGUCUUGAUGGGUUAAAUCAUUAAUGGACGCUUACUUGAAUUUGGGUGUACCAUAGGUUUCAGUCGCGAACGGGAUUCAAAGUGUUGAUUCCUCGUUUUCGACUCGCCAUCGUGUGCAUUUCAGAGUGUGCAGUAAAAGUGAAACCAAAUAAGCACAAAACUCAAAUCAAAUCUCCCUCGUGGGAUUUCAAUCAGGGAACGGGAAACAAUCAGAUGUAAAGCUGAAAAGCUUCGGAUCAAUUUCAUCCCUUUCUAGAGCUUUUCAGGGUUUUCUUUCUCUGGCCGAGUGGACAAUCGCAGAUUUCGCCCCCCCCUGUAGGAGAGACGACCUUUAGGAGCGUUUUUAGGGCUGAGCAAUAUUCAAGCCAGUGGGAAAGAGAAAUACAAAACUUAGGGAUCGGCUGCAUUUGCAAUCAAACUGACGUCCGUUUAUUUGAUUUAAUUCCAGGUGUAAAUGUCACGAGCACUGAUUCAAACCCUGUCGUGCUGAUACACGUAUGACAAAUCUCACGUUUUAAUCUCCUGUUCAAGUGCUUUCUUUCACCAAACUGCCAGUGGUACAUUUAGCCUCACAGUAAAAAAAUAGAUUGUGUAUAUUUCCGAAAAAGCAUUUUACAAACACACACACACACACACACACACACACACACGUGGCAGACAGUUAAGUGAUCUAAACGUGAUAGCUGCUACGUUAGCAUUUCGCAGCGACACAGCCAUUUGUAGUCUUUUGAGACUUUAAAUAAGAUGUUCAAAAAUUCUCAUUGGAUGUAUUCUUUCAGUCUGUUGUAGAUUCAUGAUAUGAACUUUUGAAGACACUGAUGGUUCUUUUCCUGCUUUAUGUUUUCUUCAGGGAGUAGUUAACAUCCGUGUUAAACAUGAAAUGUGUUGGCUGUCAUUCCGCCUUCGAGUGAAAAACAUUUCUUUAGACUUUACAAAAAACGCUCCAAAGCAGCUUCCCACAGCAUCAUCAUGGAAGUGAAACAGAUUAUCAGGUCCAGUGUGAAGGAUUAACAAAGGGGUCUAUCAGCAAUUUGAUUAUAAUAUUCAUAAUUGUUAGACCAGACCGAACAAAACAAUCUCAGAGGGUCUUCCGCAUCUUCUUUAUUUCAUAAGAUAUUCGGCCAAAUGUCCUAAUUUGGCAAGAGAGCGUGGUGAGGGUGUGGGAAGGGGGAAAAAAUGGUUAUCAAAAAGCUGUAGAUUCUCCUACACGUUCAGAAAGGGAGGUGUCUGUUGGAUGCCACUAAAUCCUACACACUGGUCCUUUAACCGACAGUAGCUGAACCAAAAGUUUGUUUCCUGCAAACACUGAUCGCUGAGCCAGUUCAGAUAUUGUGUUGCACUCUGGUCGUCAGUCCAAAGCUUUAAACCCAUUUAACUACUCCCUGUCCUUAUACUGAGAACACUUUGUUAGAUUUCUUUUGGAGAUAAUUUAUUCUAAUUUAUUUUGUGUAUAUUUGCUCAGUGCUACUGUAUAGAUGACUCUCAGUGUGUACAGUCCAAUUUUCUUCUCCUUGUUUAUGUGCAUUCGGUUGUGUAUUCAAUGCCUGUGUGUAGGGGAGGUCGGACUGAAAGCCACGUGCCUCGUGCGAGUCUCUCUUACAAAUCACGUGAUUAACAGACAAUCAAAUGUACAAAAUGUGCCUUGUGGAUAACAGACCCGCCCACAUCUUCAUCAUCCCCAUCAGCUUCAUCAACACUCGGCAGACAAUUACCCAAAAGUCACUGGUCACGGCUCUUGUUUCACUUGGGCUCUGUGAGAUCAACGUACGGUAGAGUUGGCACGAACAGUACGUUCGUUGUGCCUUUUAUACGAAAUAAAAAACAACAACAGCAACAACAUAAAUCUGUGUGAUUCCUCACAUCAGCUCACGAGGCACCGGCUCAACCUUUGACAUCUCUCAGCACGAACGGCAGGUCCUACCACGCAGAACCUUCUCGAUGCCGAGAGACGACUGUUUGCAAUCCCUGUGCACUGUAAAAAAACAAAUAUUUUUACCUGUAAACUGUAUUUUGCACCUCUCUCUUUCUACUCCUGUGCUGAACUUCCCUUCCCCACCUCUAGAAAAACUUAAAAUGCUGGAUCGGCCGAGUUUGUCUUGGGUUUUUCGUGCUUUAACAUCUACAAUCUAGUAGGGCUGCGGGUUUACAUUUGAAGGAGGAAUGAGCCACCGUUUUGUUUUUAUUUUGUACUCGAGCUGGGUUGGUGUCACUGCUGCAACCCGGACUCACGAGAAACAUUUAGUUAUAUACGUUCAGCCUUCAGUGUCUUUGCUAUCAAAUUUCUUCAAUCGUUUUUUUUUUUUUCAAAUAUCCAAGAACGAGUGCAUCUUAACUGUCAAGUGCUGUGAUUUGGUGUUUUUAUACAUUUGACACGAAUUUGACAGCUACUGUUGCCAUGUUUAUAAAAUUUUAUCAAAAACUUUUUCCAUGCUUUUUUGUAACAAGACGGAGAAAGAACUACAACACGACUCUUUUUGCUUUUCUAUGAUGGCUUUUUAUUAAGUGCUGUGGCAUUUUUUUCAGAUUUCGGAUAUUGCCAAUUCUGCUGUCACUCUCAGUUCAAGGGCUUUUUUCGAUAAAUGUAAAUGGAGUAAAAAUGCAUGUCCGACAUUCCUGGAAAAAAAAUGUUCUGUAUCCUUAAGGGUUUGAAUGUAAUUUAAUGGAGUGAAAAACCACAAUAUCUGUUUUUAAUACAUGGACUGAACAGUGGAACUUCUCUCAGACUCCUGUGCUGAGUUUGAGCGAAGGGGGUUUGUACUGUCCUCAAGGCGCUUUCUUUAAAUUCAGAGUGGUCUCAAGGAUUUCACAUUCAUGUGUUCUAUGAAGUGAGACCCAGUCCAGAUGUAGCAGUUCUUUUUCUUUUUCGUGAAAGCAUUGGCUGUGUCAUCUUUGGGACUGCUCUGUGUCAGCUGCACCGUUUCCAAACAGCGCAGGACGUGGAGCGAGGGAGGUUUCGGAGGCGGACCGGGGAUGUUUGUUCUUUUUUCUAGUGCAAUAUGCUGUACAUAAGAGCUUGGCUCUCCAAAUCUUACAACUUCUCUUAAGUUCUUUUGUUGUUCAAUGGGUACAUUGCUGUUUUUUUCAUUAAAACUUUAUGGACAAUUGAAA
Messenger RNA from Platichthys flesus (European flounder), 4815 nucleotides. RefSeq names its product bcl-2-modifying factor-like. The transcript is spliced from 4 exons. Gene Ontology annotation, cellular component: myosin complex. Gene Ontology annotation, biological process: positive regulation of apoptotic process; negative regulation of autophagy; apoptotic process. The record is from RefSeq and is a predicted model, not a curated record. NCBI's taxonomy places the organism in Eukaryota, Metazoa, Chordata, Actinopteri, Pleuronectiformes, Pleuronectidae. Bases 150 to 722 code for a protein of 190 amino acids.